This is a messenger RNA of Drechmeria coniospora, 6156 nucleotides long. RefSeq lists its product as uncharacterized. NCBI's taxonomy places the organism in Eukaryota, Fungi, Ascomycota, Sordariomycetes, Hypocreales, Ophiocordycipitaceae. The record is from RefSeq and is a predicted model, not a curated record. Bases 1 to 6156 code for a protein of 2051 amino acids. The transcript is spliced from 5 exons.
AUGGCGCCUUCGAAUCCCCUUCGGAGGCUCGUGGCCAUCAUAUGGGGUGACGUGCAGGCAAACGCCCCCUGGCAGCGCAUCGUCAAAACGUCAAUCGGAUGCACCGUUGCCAUGACCAUCGCCAUACUUCCAGCCCUCAAAGCCAAGGCUGUCGUCCUCAUCCCCAUGGUCGCCGUCUUGGCCCACCCCGGCCAGCGCAUGGGUGUCAUGGUCGAGUCCUUGCUGAUGAUCUUCUUCGGCGCUCUCCUUGGCCUAUCUUGGGCCCUGCUCGGACUGUUCCUUUCGAGCCUCGUUGAGACCAACCCGGCGGCCUCGUACACCAUCCGCGCCAUUUUCCUCCUCGUCUCCGCACUCGCCCACGGCUUCAUCAGGUCGUCGACGCCUCGCCUGUUCCCUUUUGCGUUCUUCCUUCUUAUCAUCUCCUUGAUGACGAUUCAGCUCCCGAGCGAUGCGACCACGUCGCUCUUCACGGCCUUGUACAUCCCCAUCCUCCUCGGCGGUGGUGUUGUGCUCGUCGUCAACCUUUCAAUCUUCCCCGAGCUCUCCAGCAGCUACCUGGGUUCCUCCACAAUCGAUGCGUUGUCCGAGACCAUCGAGACCUUAACCCGCGCGACCCACUGGUUCGUGACCCCUGGCGGUGACGCCGAGGAGGCCAGGCUGGCCAAGGACCUGCAAGCCGGACUCGGCGCCGCCUUGACGAGUGUGAGCAGCAGGGGAGGCUACGAACGCAGGCUGCACGGGACCUGGCGCAGUGUCCGAAGCUUUCUCUCCCAACUCCCCAGUCCGUUUACGACGCCCAAAAGUCCAUCCGCCUAUGCCAAUGUGCCUCCUCUUCUCACCACAUUGGCUCACAUGACAGCCCAGAAAUCGGUGCUGCGAACGCAGCUCUCUCGCUGCAAAGCUGCCCAGGACGAGAUCAACUUCGAGGUGUCUGUAUCAGCCUUGCCGCCCAUCGGCAUGAGACCCAUCAGCACGCAGCACAUGUCAGGCAUGGUGAAAAACACCAUAAUCCUCAUCGGUGCCUGCGAAAACAAGUUCAUCGUCAUCGGAAAGGGCGAAGACGACGUGGGAGACGACCUUCAUUUGGAAAAAGGUCAUGAAGCAGGAACGAAGACACCACCCCCGACGCCCAUCACGAGACCCAAGUUCAGCAAAAGCGAGAGCUACGCGGCCAAGGUGAACAGUGUGAGACCCGUAAAGGAAAUAGAGACGGGCAGCGCGCAGCUCCUCGAAUCCAUCCUAGCACGCAUCAGACCGCCUGUGCAAGACUUUGAGGCCUCCCUGGGCGAUGCCGUCAACCUCGUUACGUCCUGCCUUGCCUACUGCUACGACGUACCCAAGCUGCCCUCUGGCGCAUUUGCUCCCAAGGGGAUUCUACUGGAGGAGGUCGACCUGCGCAUCGACCAGUUCACCAACGCCAUCGCCGUCUUCGACGCAAGGUCCGCCGAGGAACUGAAGCAAGCUGCCAUGGAAACGGGCCAGACCGUGGACUUUAUGCCACGCAUGGAAACCUUUCUGGUCUCCUCUUUCAUACUUGCAUUUCGAGACGCCGCCAUACAAGUUCUCAACAUGCUCCGGCACGCCCGGUACCUCGUCGACAAGAGGCAACGGCAUCACGGCCGAUCACGACUCUGGCUGCCUCAGUACACGAGCUUUCGCCGCUGGCUCUCCACUGGUGGUGAGUCGGAUGGCAUGGUCCUUCCGGACAGCGCCAAGAAAGCGGCCCGUACCGGCAAACGCGAUCGUUCGUCACCGUCGCAGCAUGAUGAAACCGCGCCGCCUUACGACGAGAGCGGUGAAAAGAGGACGACGGAUGAGGAGUCCUUGACCGGCCGGGACGGAAAAUCGGAGGAAAGAAAGGCGGCUCCGACCAAGUUGUCGCGGAAAAAGGCCGAGGCAACAAAUUUGGCCUUGCUACCGAGGGUCCGUUCGAUGGCUGCCGACGGCAUCGAGUGGACGCAGCAGUCGGAAGACCUGCACUACGCGCUCAAGCUUUCCAUCGCCCUGUUCCUCGUCACCUGGCCGGCAUUUGUAUCGUCGUGGAACGCGUGGUACACGAGCGUCAACGGCAUCUGGGCCCCGUUGCAGCUCAUCCUGGUGUUCGAGGUGGCCAUCGGCACCUCGAUGUACUCGUUUGUCAUUCGACUCAUCGGCGUCCUGUUUGGCUGCAUAAUCGGCUUUCUUGCCGCCGAGAUUGGGAACGGCAAUCGAAUUGCGGUCGUUGCCUUCUUGGUGCUUGGCAUCGUUCCGUCCGUCUACGUUCAAGUCGCAACGAAAUAUGUCAAGGCGGGCAUUGUCUCCACCUUCUCCAUGAGCGUGGUCGCGCUUGCGGCCGUCAACCAGAGCACCCCUGCGUACAAGGUCUUCUACAUGCGCCUCGCCGCCUUUCUGAUCGGCGGAUGUGUCGCCGUCUUGGUCGAGGUUGCCAUCGCCCCGGUGCGUGCGAGGGACCGACUGGUCGAAUCUCUCUCUGCGUCGGUUCGUCAAGUUCAAAGGAUGCAAACCUCCAUGGCCGUCGGCAUCGACACACCCGAUCGUCUCGACAUCCGGUCGCAUGCACGCCUUGUCCGCUUCAAUCACGCCCGAGACAAGGCACAAGGCGCCCUCACGGCUGCGGAAACGUUCCUCCCGUUUUGCCUCAACGAGCCUCGGCUCAAAGGAAGCUUCAAGCCGCUGGCUCCGAUAUACAAGGAGAUUAUAUACGUGCUGCAUCAGAUCAUCGACCGCAUGGACAACGUCGUCCAGCUUCGCAGAGCGUACGGAUCGUCGAUCCUCGAGGAUCUGAAUACCCAAGUGUAUGCGUACCGGCGAAAUGUCGCCGCCAGCUGCGUCUUGAUUCUCUUUUCCGUCAACGAGGCCUUGACGACGUGGCUGCCGCUCCCACAGUUCAUCCCAUCCGCUCGCGUGGCUCUACUGCGGUUGAUCAACCGCGUCCGCUUGGUUCUCAUGUCGCAAGGCUCGGCUUCCUCCGCCGACGAUGACGCCGACCAGCGUCGCGAGACGAUGGGCGAACUGGACGAGGAGACGGCGAGCCUCAUCACCAAACGCAAGUUCUUGUCGUGGAACGCCAGCACGGCCGGCAUGAUGGAAAUUAUUGAAUAUCAGGAGGAACUCAUGGAGCUCGUCAAGCUCCUCGUCGGCGUCAACGCCUUUCGAAGCGGCAUGCUCGAACGGCCCGACUACAGGCACUACGUGCGAAGUAUCGAAUCGAACCAAGCGAAGCUGGGAAAGGUUCGAUCGGACGGCACGGAUGGGUCGGCGAACGAGCAAGGAGAAAGCAGGACUUCCUCCGAGACGGGCGUGAGGGCUGACCGACUGAGGAAGUUUGCCACCGCCGAGCAGGCAGCGAAUCGACCCCUGCAGGCAGGGCCUGCGGACGGCGGUACUGGUGAGGAAGAGGAGGACGGUAUCCCGCACAGUUUGCAGCGGAUCGGCCCAGCGAUGGCACCUACGAGGGACUACUACGCCGAUCUAGAACUGCCGACUACGGCAGACAUUCAAGAUGUGAAGAAACAGUUCCGAAAGCUGGCUCUGAAAUAUCAUCCGGACCGCAAUCCUGGCCGGGAGCAGGAAGUCAACUCCAAAUUUCAAGUCAUACAGUCGGCACACGAGAUCCUGUCGGACCCUACACAAAAACAAAAGUACGAUGCGACCCUCAGUCGAUCGAGAGGGCCUGGCGCCUCCGGUGUCAAAGGCAACCCGUGGGCGAACGUCGGCCAACACUUCCCGCCUCCGCCACGACGCAACACGGCCGCCCGAAAUGCCACCUCCGGCACGUCCGGGGCGCAGCGAUGGCAAACCCGCUUCUCCCACGGUGUCCCCCCCACGGCGAAGCAGCCUGCGGGAUCCGAUCCGGAGGCAAAGAAAAAUGCCGCCCGGGCAUUCGAGAACAUGCGGAAGACGCACUCGCAAGGCACUGCCAAGAACCCGCCGCAAGACGGUCGACCUUCGCAGACGCCUCCUGCCCCACCGCCUCGGACGGAGUCUCAAAAACAGCGUGCUCAGGCCUCGUUCGGGGCCCGAAAAACCGGCUAUCAGCCACGGUCAGGCGUAUCGGGGGACGAACCCCCCGUCUCAGCUUCCAACUACUACUCGAAGAUGAACGCGGAGCAGUCGAAUCCUCCGCGACCGCCUCCUCGCCCAGCCCAAUCCGGCACGAUGCCCGACCCCCUGAGCCAAUUCAGGGAUCGAGACCACUUUUCCGAUUCCAGGCAAAGGUCCCCCUACAGUUCCCACGGCGGCGAGAAGACGGACCCGUUUGAUGGAGUCCCAUUGAGCCGCGCCAAGAGCACCAAAGAGUCAUAUCGUCGUGACGACUCAUCCAGCUCCGACAAUGGGUCUUUCGACAAGCAUAAGCAUCGAAGCUCGAGUGUUCCCAAAGCUAGACGGCAAGAUGAUGCCGCCUACGGCGUGAAUGCUGCACGGGAAAAGGAUGGUCGGUCUCGGUCGGCCAACGAGAACACUGAUGGCGUGAGCGACACGUCCUUCAAGCACCGCGAUGAACCCGCAGAUCGAUCCAGCUCCGGUCAAAGCCAAUGGCAAGAUAAACGAAAUGCGCAAAACAAAAGUGACACUGGACCCUCCAUGUAUGGCACACCUUGCGAUCAGCCGUCUUUGCCUUCCGUUUUUGCUUCGUAUCGCAACCAUGACGAUGGUUGCCUUUCGUCUUGGCAGACGCUUCAUGAGUAUGACGCCGGCCGUGUGUACAGAUCGAGAGAGGACUCGAGUCCCGAACUGGCUCCCAGUGGAAACCAGGAUGCACUUCGAUCUCUCGCUCCUUUUGAGCUGCGGCAGCACCUGAUUCUUGAUCGAUUGAUCAGCAACAAGGGGGCUGGCGUUCCGCCCGAUUUGACGACGAAGAAUGCUCACGUCAUGACUGAUUUUUGCCAUGGGGACAAGCUUGCUGACAUGGACCUCCACGACAGCUUCAGUUACUCGACGGACGAUGAUGCUUUUCAGAAAGCCUCCUACUCGCCUGAGCCGAAAGGGUUUUCCAGGAGCAGCAUCGACGACAUCAACACCAAGUUUGGUCACGACAAGGGACCCAGCACAUGGCAGUUUAGCGCCAGCAACGGGGAGCAGGAUGGCUACACACCUGGUCGAUCCCCUUCCGGCAGCCGCGGCAGUCGUUGCUCGCCUCUGAGGUCCGCUGCAACGCCUCGGUCUGAUGCUUCCAAUCUCGAGCCGCAGCGAGAGGGCACCGCUACCGGCUUCAACGCCGAUGGUUGGAGCGACAAGUUUGGUCCGCAGACCUUUGUCCCGCAGCCGACGGCCGGUGUCUCGACUUCGCCCAUGCGGCCGAACCGCACCAACUCUAGGAGAGUGAAAAGGGCGACGACGGGAAACGCCGCCAUGGUCGAUGACGAAAGCAGCGACGGCGAAACGUACGAAUGGCGCGGGCGAAACUCGCAGGUGCCACCGCGAGGAACAGACAGCCCGCAGGCGAUGGACAUUGACUCGCCGCCUUCCGACACGCCGGAGUCUCCUGUCGAGGCCAACGGUGUGAGAAACAUUCCGGUAGAGCCUUCCCGACCGGAAUGGCGCUCCGGAAAUGUCAACGCCUUCACCGGCGACGCCAAGCCGCCUGAGCGACCGGCCAAGAUUCACAUGGACGCUAACGCCGUCGGUUCGGAAGACUGCGAAGAGUUCAGGGCCACACUCGCCGAUCUCAAGAACGUAGCUCCCUUCGCCCACCAGCCGUCCGGACUGCGGUCCAUGGACGACCUGAAGGAGAAUCUCCCUUUCGACAGCAAGGCAUCAGAUCAGCUGCCGAUGGAGCUGCCCAAAGUGCAGCCUUUGCUCUUCCCGGCGUCGCCUGAAGCACCACGACUACCCUCGGCCAUUGGCAUGAGCGGCGUCAAGCCUAGCGUCGAAGUUUGGAGCAAAUACCUAGACGAGUUCAAGAUCUAUCUCCAGAAGUGGGAUGAGUUCAAUGGUCAGGUGGUGGAUCAUUUUGCCACCCGCAAGGCCCACGUCGCUCGAACACGAGGCUCGAAAGGAUACGGCUUCCUGGGCGCUCGCAGCGACGGCGACGUGCAAGAAUACUACAACUGGGUCCAGCAAGACGGCGAUGUUCGACGGCGUUGGAACGCCGCUUGCGAGGAACACGAGCGGCAUUUGCGCGAGUUUAUGGCGUUUCGAGAAAAGAUGAAGUGA